Rotaria sp. Silwood2 is the source of this 945-nucleotide messenger RNA. NCBI's taxonomy places the organism in Eukaryota, Metazoa, Rotifera, Eurotatoria, Philodinida, Philodinidae. The record is from the annotation of a GenBank genome assembly.
AUGAAUUCAUCAUUGCAUGAUCAACAUGAACGUAAUAAAUCUACCGGUGAAGUACAAUCACUUGCUGAAGAUUUAAAAGACUUUCGAAUGGGUGAUCGAGUACAACACACACGACCAGAAUCUAUUAAUAAAAAACAAAAGAAAGAUGAAGAUCAUUCAUCAACAUAUGAUAUAAAUCGAUUUAAAAGGCAAACAUUACUUAGUCAUUUAACAGAUGAUACAUCGACUAUUUUAUAUCAACCAAAAACUUAUGAAACAAAACAAGCAUAUGAAACUUUACUUAAUUUUAUUCAAGAAACUAUUGGUGAUCAGACACAAACUAUUUUACGUAGUGCUGCUGAUGAAAUAUUAAUUUUGCUUAAAGAUGAUAAAUUAAAUAAUCAAGAUCGUAAAAAACGAAUUGAAACAUUAUUAAAAUCAGGAAUUUCUGAUGAACAUUUUAAUUCCCUUGUCAAUCUAAGUAAAACAAUUACUGAUUGGUUAUCCAACAAUGAAAAUGAAACAAUCGAUGAAGCAACUGGUGUUCCUAUUCAAUUUGAAGGUUCAAGUGAUGAUGAUGAUGAAAAUGAAGAUGACAUUUCCGAUGUUGAAGAAAUUCAAAUGGAUGAUAAUAUUCAAGAAACAAAUUAUUGCAUAAGAAGUAGUGAUUUAACUCGAACAGAUAGAACAUUACAACCGCAUACGAUUGAUGCAUUUUGGCUAGAACGUAAUUUGAGUAAAAUCUAUUCGAAUGUUACAGAUGCAAAAAUCAAAGCUGAAGAAGUCCUUGAUAUUCUUAAAACAGCAUCGAAUAAUCAUGAAUUAGAAAAUAAACUUAUUAUUUUACUUGGUUUCGAACAAUUUGAAUUUAUUAAAACAUUGCGAAUGUAUCGACAAAUGAUUCUGUAUUGUACUCUACUUGCAAGAGCACAAAAUACAUUAGAAAAAGCAGAAAUUGAAGAAUAA